Messenger RNA from Coffea arabica (coffee), 1308 nucleotides. RefSeq names its product annexin D2-like. Lineage: Eukaryota; Viridiplantae; Streptophyta; Magnoliopsida; Gentianales; Rubiaceae. The record is from RefSeq and is a predicted model, not a curated record. Gene Ontology annotation, molecular function: calcium-dependent phospholipid binding; calcium ion binding; phosphatidylserine binding. Gene Ontology annotation, cellular component: cytoplasm; plasma membrane. Gene Ontology annotation, biological process: response to heat; response to cold; response to salt stress.
CUUGGAUUCAUCGUUUUAUCCGUUUUUCCUCGUCACACUUGGCAUCCUUCCCCGCACUCUUUCUCUUGCUUCGUUACACCAACUGGACCACUAUACUUACUUGUCCCGUAAAUCAAUUCAUCCCCAGUCUCUUGUUACAGAAACACACACUACACACAAUAACAGACACACAAAAGAACCUGAAUGGCUACAUUGCGAGUUCCUGCAUCUGUACCUCCUGCAGAUGAGGACUGUGGGCAGCUUAGGAAAGCUUUUGCAGGAUGGGGAACAAACGAGGCCCUAAUUAUCCAGAUCCUGGCUCACCGAAAUGCAGCACAGCGUAAGUUGAUUCGGGAAGUAUAUGCUGCAACUUAUGGAGACGAUCUUCUGAAAGAUUUGGAUGCUGAACUUUCUAGUGACUUUCAGCGUGCAGUACUGCUAUGGACACUUGAUCCAGCUGAGCGUGAUGCGCUCUUGGCUUAUGAAGCUACAAAGAGGUUGACUGCUAGUAAUUGGGUUAUCAUGGAAAUCGCUUGUACCAGAUCUUCACAAGAUCUCUUCAAGGCGAGGCAGGCCUAUCAUGCUCGCUACAAGAGAUCCAUUGAGGAAGAUGUUGCAUAUCAUACAGCUGGGGACUUCCGUAAGCUUUUGGUCCCCCUAGUGACUGCAUUCAGAUAUGAAGGAGAUGACGUCAACAUGACUUUAGCAAAAUCAGAAGCUAAGCUACUUCACGAGAAGAUAUCUGAAAAGGCUUACAAUAAUGACGAGAUUAUUAGGAUUUUGACUACAAGGAGCAAGGCACAGCUCAAUGCAACUCUCAACCAGUAUAACAAUGAGUUUGGGAAUGCUAUCAACAAGAAUCUGAAAGAUGAUCCUAAAGAUGAGUACCUCAAAUUACUUAGAGCAACAAUAAAGUGCCUGACGAGUCCCGAGAGAUACUUCGAGAAGGUUCUUAGAUUGGCUAUCAACAGAGUGGGUACUGAUGAAUGGGCUCUCACUCGUGUUGUGACUACUCGAGCUGAGGUUGACUUGCAGCAUGUCAAAGAAGAGUAUCAUAAAAGGAACAGUGUCCCCCUGGACCGUGCAAUUGCUGGAGACACUUCUGGAGACUAUGAGAAAAUGCUUCUGGCUUUAACAGGGCAUGGAGAUCUUUGAGUAGCUCCUUGUUCUGGCACUUUAAGAGCUUUUUAUGUACGAAAUACAGUCAUUAAUGAGUUUUUAAAGUUCCAUGACUUUGAAACAUGAACUUCUGCUGGUUUGGUCAGUUAAUGGCCGGAGAAACUGUGUGCUGUUAUCUAUGAUUGGUUCAGAGUGUCCUUUAGAAUUCUC